Messenger RNA from Parnassius apollo (apollo), 1023 nucleotides. Lineage: Eukaryota; Metazoa; Arthropoda; Insecta; Lepidoptera; Papilionidae. The record is from the annotation of a GenBank genome assembly.
AUGGCGAAUACACAAUUCGCCCUUACAUCAAAACUGCACGAAAAGAAUAUCUGUACUGGUUUAAGUAAUUUGCAACAAAAUGGAGAAUUUGUGGACAUGACUCUAGCAGCAGAUGGACACCUUGUAAAAGUGCAUCAAGUAAUACUAGCACUUGCUAGUCCGUAUAUCAAAGAUCUAAUCUCUUCAGCUCAAUGUCAACACCCGGUUAUAUUUCUUAACAAAAUAUCCUACACAACACUUGCUGCUAUGCUAGAGUACAUUUACACAGGUGAAGUUUUGGUUACAGUUGAUAAUUUAAGAGAACUGCUUGAAGCAGGUAAAGAACUUCACAUAAAGGGCUUGGAGGAUAUGCACCUAGAGACGGCACUAACCCCGAAGAAUAGUCCCAGACAGGAUACAGAAGAUGGAGAUAAAAUUAUGGAGGGCGAGAUGUACCUAGACACAAAUAGCGGGGAUGGGGAAGAUUUUGGACAGAAUAUUAUUCAUAAAGAUACAUACAUAGACUACGACCGGGACGAUACUAUCAUUCAAGAGUCAUUCAUUGAGGACGCGAUGGACGCAGAUGAAACAGGAUCGAUAAACGAAAGUCGCAUUAAGGAAAACACACUAUGUCAACAAAUAAAUCAAAAUUUGCAGCGAGUUGGUAUCUCCAAAGUGAAAGUGGCGAACUCUAAGAAGGAUGCAGAGGCCAACGCCCUACAAUACACAGUGUCCAACCAGGGCUCCCUUCAAAUGAUCCUAAACCGCUACAUGUAUUACUUGAAAUAUACGAAUAGGAACAAGUCACGACAGUGGCGAUGCGUCGACUAUAUCAACAGCAUAAGAUGUCCAGCACACGUCGUCACGAAGGACGACGUUGUUGUCCAGAGAAUAUCAGCACACACGCAUCCAUUCCACGACAAAAGGAUUUUAAAGAAACUAAGGGCCGGUGCAAUUUUCUCUAAGAUCGUGGAAGCGGAAAGGGAAGGGGAGAAUAUAAUCAAAACUCGCAGCAAAAACGACAGCAACGCUCAGAGUGAAUGA